AUGUCUCUCUAUUGGUUCUUCGAGAAGGUGGCUCAAGACGAAGAAGCUGCGGGCUUGACAUUGCAGAAGGCUCUCUUCAAGCUGUCCGGGGUGUUCCUCUGGGAUCCGCCCAACAAGAUCAAUGCCAUUUAUCCCAUCCUACCUAUGUUCUUCAUCAACAUUGUCGCCAUCCUCAACUUCUUACAGGUCUUCAGGUUCAGCAUCCGCACGCUGCACGACUUCACUGAAAUGGUCCUCACCCUAAUAGUGGCACUGGUAUUCGCAUCUUCCGGAUUGAAGCUGAUUCUCCUUCACUGGUCGAAGAACUACAUUAAAGAGCUUGUCGACUUUUUGGAGUCCUUACCCCGACUAGAGAGCUAUAAAAAGGUGAAAUAUAUGGAAGGAGUAUGUAUGUCAUACAUGUACAUACUGAUAUUCACGGCUAUACCAAAAUAUUGCCUUGGGAUCAUGAAAGGAGAGCUACCAUUUGAAUCAGCUUGGCCUUUCGAUACAAAAACGACUGCUGGAUGGUGGAUUGCAUAUUUUGAAGGUUCUGUUCCAACCAUGGCCACUUUCCCCUUAUUUUAUAGCCUACAGUACAGACAUCCUCUCCGCGAACUUCUGCUGGUUCGCCCAGUCCAGCUUCGAUACCCUGCUGGUCAUGUCGGUGACUUUGAUGGCAAGCCACCUUGCACGGCUCAGGCAGAUCUUGGCCAGCGUAGGGAAGGACCCAGCACUCGACGAACGGCCACUUUCAUCCAGUUCGUUCAAACUCUGCGGGUGAUUUCUUCAGUGAUUUCUCCACCUCAUAUUUGGUUUCCUCUGCACCUCUCUUGUACUGUUGGAGUUCACUCGGUAAUGGUUUUGGACCACCUUUCGAGAUUUCCAGCCAAUAUCUAUUUUUGUUUUUAG
This is a messenger RNA of Nezara viridula (southern green stink bug), 891 nucleotides long. The record is from the annotation of a GenBank genome assembly. Lineage: Eukaryota; Metazoa; Arthropoda; Insecta; Hemiptera; Pentatomidae.